Molecule: messenger RNA, 600 nt
Organism: Plasmodium gallinaceum
Lineage: Eukaryota; Apicomplexa; Aconoidasida; Haemosporida; Plasmodiidae
Product: large ribosomal subunit processing factor, putative
Exons: 3
Coding region: 1-600 (199 amino acids)
Source: RefSeq, a predicted model, not a curated record
AUGAUUAAUUUUACUUCACCACAUACAAACGAUCCAAUUAAAAAACUUCAAAAUUUGUUAAAUAAUUGUUUACAUUCAAUAAUAGAUGUAUUUAGUAACUUAUCUUACAAAGGAGAAUAUAAAGAAUUAGAAAUUGAACCUGAAGAAUCAAGCGAAUAUUCAUACUUUAUAAAUUUGUUAAAAGAAAGAGAAAACAAAAAUAAAGAAGAAAUAAAAGAUGAAAAAGAAACAAAUAAUGAAAAAGAAACAAAUGAUGAAAAACAAACAAAUGAUGAAAAACAAACAAAUGAUGAAUUAGAACCUCUAAAUAAAGAUGAAGAAAAAAAUUAUUUCAUUAAACCAAAAUUUGAAAAAUCGUUAAAAGAAGAAAUUUUAGAUAGAGUGGAAAGAAUGAAUUUAAUUUUAAAAACAAUAGAUGAGUGUAUUGAUGAAUUGCCAGAUUCUUUAAUAAUAGAAGAAGAAAAAUGUAAGGAAAUAAAAAUGCUACAAAAAAAAAAAGACGCUGCAAAGGAUGAAUUAAAAAAUUUGUAUAAUGAAUAUGAUUAUAUCUAUAAUUACGUUACAUAUUAUUUAAGAGAUUUGAUUACAAAUAUAAAAUAA